Molecule: messenger RNA, 677 nt
Organism: Rhagoletis zephyria (snowberry fruit fly)
Lineage: Eukaryota; Metazoa; Arthropoda; Insecta; Diptera; Tephritidae
Cellular component (GO): nucleus
Source: RefSeq, a predicted model, not a curated record
AUUUCCAUAAAAAUUAAACGCUGUGAACAAAUAAAUAAAAAUGUCUGUGAGAAGUAAUAAUUUUUCAACGAGUGAAGUGAGCUUUUUAUUAGAAUUAGUAGAACUAAAUAAAAAUGUGCUGGAGUGGAAAGAAACUGAUCGAGUUUGCGCAGAGGAAAAAUUGAAAGUGUGGAAGGAAAUAGAGAUCGAGUUCAACUCAAAGUUUAGUCAAGUGUAUAGGAGCUCAAAGGUGCUGAAGACGAAGUACGAGAAUGUGAAAAAGGACUCAAAAAAGAGAUUAGCUGCAGAAAGGCGUGAUAUUUAUAAAACCGGCGGUGGAACAAGAGCUUCUAUACCCAGCACAACAAUAGACGGGAAAAUGCUGAGCAUUUGCCAGCCUGAGCAAAUUGCGGGCAAUGAAGCUAUUUAUGAUGAUGACGCAUUAGAAAUAAUUGAAGAAACUUGCCUUGUGGAAGUUUCAGCGGAGAUGGAAGAAAAUUUAUCCGCAUCCCCCACUGAAAAUUGUAGCUCUGAACUAGAGCAGACACUAGGUAAAUACAAAUUAGCAAAAUGUUUAUGUAUGUAAAUGUUUUGUGUUUAAAUACAUACUUUUCUUCAAUAGACAAACCUCAAGUCUGAUAUUGCUUCAAAAAAGGCAAAAAAGUGCGAGUUGCAUAGUCGAAGAGCAUGAACUAUCA